AUGAAGCUCUCAUCCGUUUUCCUCCCCCUCCUCGCCGCCUCCUCCGCACUUGCUGGCGCGACGCGCACCUCUCUCACCCGCAGGGCCCACCGCCACGACGUCGUCUCGUCCCGCCAGGCUCACAUCCAACGCGAUCUCCUCGACGUCUGCGUCAGUCUUGACGUCGACCUUGACAUCCUCGACAUCGUGUUCGGCCACAUCAAAGUCUGCCUCUGCCUCUCCCUCCUCCCGGAUUUCAUUCAAGUCGACGUCGUCGCAAAAGCCGCCGUAGACCUCUUCGGCGAGGAUGUCGUCCUCGCAGAACUCGAAGCCCUCACGGCUUCGUCCCUUACACCCCGCCGGGCAGCAGCCACCCCACCGAGUGCGUUUGUCCUGCCCCCAGCAUGGUCUGCAACGGCCAGUGUGGAGCCUUCCCCCACGGCUGCGGCUCUGCUGUCCCCCGCCGCCGCAGCGAGCCCUCUUGCCGCGCAGGCCAAACUGUAUGCGGCGUCCCCGGCAGCAGCAGCGGCCUCGGCUGGGAAUGUAUCGACACUAAAUCCAACCCCGAGUCCUGCGGCGGAUGCAUCGUCUCAUCGCUAUUCUCAUCCACUUCUGCACACGGUCAAAACUGCAGAGCCAUCUCCAACGUCGAUUCGGUCCUCUGCCAGGACGAAGCGCGACGUGUUGGACUUGGGUCUCGUCGCGGCUGUGAAGGCUGACGUUGCCGACAUUGUAAAAGUGGCGGGGCUUGUUGGCACUGGUGUCCACGUCGGGCGUGACCUCGACACAGACGCAGUCGAAGCUGCCAAUGCCAUCGUUGACGGUGUUGCUGAGGUGGGCGAAGAUGCUCUCGUUGGUAUCAAUGUCGCGUGA
Messenger RNA from Fibroporia radiculosa, 852 nucleotides. RefSeq lists its product as uncharacterized. The transcript has 4 exons. The record is from RefSeq and is a predicted model, not a curated record. NCBI's taxonomy places the organism in Eukaryota, Fungi, Basidiomycota, Agaricomycetes, Polyporales, Fibroporiaceae. The coding region runs from base 1 to 852 and encodes 283 amino acids.